Molecule: messenger RNA, 1679 nt
Organism: Frankliniella occidentalis (western flower thrips)
Lineage: Eukaryota; Metazoa; Arthropoda; Insecta; Thysanoptera; Thripidae
Exons: 2
Coding region: 240-767 (175 amino acids)
Source: RefSeq, a predicted model, not a curated record
CGAGGUGAGUCAGUCGUGGACGAGACGCCGGCACGGUCGGAGAGAAAGGCAAAGAGAGAGGGAAAUAGAGAAGAAGUGAGUGAGUGAGCGAGUGAGUGAGAGACACAGCCGGCCAGAAUCAAGAAAAGUGAGAGAACGAACUGUGCGUGCGAGUGCAGCAGGUUCAGGCGUUUAUCCGUGAAAGUGAGAGACUGAGGGAGCUGGCUUUCGUAGAGUAUACGCAACAGCGAGGACACACCAUGCCGACCGGGGACGUGGCCGUGGCCCACGGCUUCCUCCAGGACGGCGGCGGCGGUGUCGGCAAGGUGUGCAGCAGCCCCGAGGCCAAGAGCGGGGGCCUGAUCCUCGUGGGGCCCGGCAAGCACACGCAGCACGUCCAGGUCAAGGUGUACCGCACCUCGCUGGAGCACUUCGCCGUUGUGUUCCCGCAGAAGAAGGUGUGCCGGCCGCUGGGGUUCGUCAACCUGCGGCACACGGCGGUGGCGCGCCUGCCGGCCGCCGGCGAGAAGGUGCCCAAGGUGCACGUCAAGGGGCUGACGGCGCACGCGUCGGGCGCGGGGCAAGGGCUGCCGCGCCAGCUGCAGCACCUGCCGGGGCUCGUGGUGCGCAGCCGGCAGUGCGACUCGCCGAACGCCCUCACCUUCCUCUGCGAGGCGCCCAAGGAGCUCGAGUCGUGGCUGUCCGCCUUCGACCCCUCCCGGACGGCAACGCUGCAGGACGCGAUGCGCGCGCAGCCCAUCCUGGAGGAGAGCGAUGAGGUGUCGUAGUCGUAGCGCCGGAGCGGAGGACCCCGCGCCGCUGCUGCCCGACGCACUACACGUCGUCGUCGUCGUCGUCAUCAACGAAACGCGCGCGCUCGCCCCAUCCGGGAGGAGGAGGGCGACGACCUUCCAGACGUGCUGCCCCGUCUCGUGCACCACCCCGCCCAGGGCCGGAGAGAAGAUUGGAGAUGGGGAUAGUAUUUGUAGAAGAGUCGCCCAGGACGGUUCGCCAGCGAGUUGCUGCGACUACGAGGACAUAAGGUGAAAAUGCACUAUUUUCACCCAUGUCCCCGCGUAUGAAAGCUGAGAUACCAAAGCUAUACAUGUCUGAAUCAUUCGCUACAAACACAUAGAACGUGUUUCAUUAGAAAGGAAAGAAAUACGCAAAAAGACAAAUUUUAACUCGUUGAGUUCGGACAGCUCAAUCAAAAAAGGGAAAAAAUACAAAAAAAAAUAUAUUUAUGUGCUGGCAUUAGCCACGUUGUGGUCACAUCGAACUCAAUGAGUUAAAGGAUACGACAAUAAUUAUUGUGUCUUCAGAUAUCUUUCUAACAAUGUCACUCUGAUUUUCUCUAAGCAUGUAGUAAAUUAUGUGUACGAUUUAGAAAUAUUUUUUAGCUGAAUUCAUUGUUAGCGAUUUCAUUACUCCUUAUACGAUUCUUUAAUUUAGCUAGACUGUGAUAUUUCUGCAUGUUGUACAUGCGAACCAAAGUGAUACAAUGUUUUGAUUAGGUUUGAGCAGUAUGCGCUGUUACAUGCGCCGAUAGAUUAAAAGUCCAGUUAUGUAUUGUCUUUUUGUGUCUGUGUGUGUAUCUAUGUGUGUGUGUUUUUUGUCUGUACGUUAUCACAUUUCUUUAGGUUCUAAGAAACGAUCUUGUAUUUCUAUAAAGAGUAAUAAAAAACACUAGAUCAUUACAA